Messenger RNA from Cherax quadricarinatus, 886 nucleotides. RefSeq lists its product as uncharacterized. Lineage: Eukaryota; Metazoa; Arthropoda; Malacostraca; Decapoda; Parastacidae. The record is from RefSeq and is a predicted model, not a curated record.
CCAGUCUUGCUCCUGCCCUCUGCUGCUGCUGUAAGUCUUCAGGUAUACCCGGGAGUCUAGUGCCACUCAGAGCCCACCCUUCGUGGCACCCGCUACUAGUGGCAACCAAUCGCCAAUAGCCUAUAUCAUCCACCGCCCGUGCCAGUCACUGUCCUUGGCGCCCACGGCCGCCAAUAGGCCUACUAGCAUGCAUAACCAGGGAAAGGCAGCUGUCUUGCUUCUGGCUGUCGUCACAAUGAUCCGAACAGUUGAGAGAAGCCAGGCAACAACAACAACAUCCCCAGAAACAGCAGAAGCAUCAGAAACAGCAUCAGCAACAGAAGCAGCAAAAGUAGCAGAAACAAUCACAUCAGCAACAAUACCAUCAGUACCAGAAGCAUCAGCAGUAAGAGCAACGGUGGCUCCCCAGGACGAUACUGAGAGUGAAGACAUCGCUUAUAGACAUGUUGACAACUAUCAACACAAUAACAUCACCGCUACGACCAAGGCUAAAAACAUCAAGAAGGAGAAUCGACAAUCAGACGGUGUCUCCAAGGGACUAAGUAUAACAGGCCUGACCACCGGAACUCAGAUUGCUUUGCCCAGCUUCGACCCAUUAUCCGCCUUAGGGAACCAACUCGCCUUUCCCAGCUUUGACACGUUUUCCGUCUUUGGCAAUGCUCAGUCUGCCGUUCAAGCCGUGGAUUCGAUCUCGGUGGUAGAGACUCAGAUUGACCCAGCUAACCUCACAAGCUUCUUCAUCGGCAACAACCUGACAGUCACCAUCAACUAUGAUGAGCUGAUAGCCGAGUUCUUCGCCUUCGUUCCAUUCUUCAUAGCGGCGGUAGCCGCGGCUGGCAUCCUGGGUGUUCUAGGUGUUAUUGCUGUGGCUGCCAAGGGAAAGUGA